Molecule: messenger RNA, 1564 nt
Organism: Sphaeramia orbicularis (orbiculate cardinalfish)
Lineage: Eukaryota; Metazoa; Chordata; Actinopteri; Kurtiformes; Apogonidae
Gene: gbx2
Product: gastrulation brain homeobox 2
Exons: 2
Coding region: 23-1036 (337 amino acids)
Biological process (GO): regulation of transcription by RNA polymerase II; regulation of nervous system development
Cellular component (GO): nucleus
Molecular function (GO): DNA-binding transcription factor activity, RNA polymerase II-specific; RNA polymerase II transcription regulatory region sequence-specific DNA binding
Source: RefSeq, a predicted model, not a curated record
CCCCGCAGCUCCAGCCGGUCAUAUGAGCGCAGCCUUCAGCCCGUCCUUCAUGGUGAUGCAGCGGCCACUCGGAAGCACCACCGCCUUCAGCAUCGACUCUCUGAUCGGGGGGCCUCCGCAGCCCAGCCCGGGACACUUCGUCUACACCGGCUACCCGAUGUUCAUGCCGUACCGGUCGGUGGUCCUGCAGCCGCCGCCCCCCCCGCCCCCCGCCCUGCAGCAGGCGCUCCCGGCCGGACACCCCGCGCACCCGCAGAUCCCGGGCCUGCAGGGCGGCUUCUGCUCCGGCCUGGCGCAGGGGCUGACGGGAGGCAUGGCGCUCACCUCCACGCUCAUGGCGUCGCUGCCCGGGGGCUUCUCCCCGUCCCAGCAGCACCAGGACGCCGCCAGGAAGUUCGGUUCGCAGGCGCUGCACGCGGAGCUGCGGCUGGAGGCGGAGGACGGGAAGAGUUCCGCGGCUCUGCAGGCGUUCCACGACACGGACACGCCGGUGCACACAUCCACAGUCAGACUCGGUAAAGAGGACCCGAAGGACGAGGACUGCGGCCGGAAGGAUGAGUCCUUCUCCAUGGACAGUGACCUGGACUACAGCUCCGACGACAACCUGACCUCCACGUGCCACAAGGAGGACGCGGACGGGGGGGGCCUGGACGACGGCCCCCACCUGCACGGCUCCGGGGGUUCCGCCGCCGGCGGGGGAGGCACCGGCGGCGGCGGAGGCGGGAAGAACCGGCGGCGGCGGACGGCGUUCACCAGCGAACAGCUGCUGGAGCUGGAGAAGGAGUUCCACUGCAAGAAGUACCUGUCCCUGACCGAGCGCUCCCAGAUCGCGCAUGCGCUGAAGCUGAGCGAAGUGCAGGUGAAGAUCUGGUUCCAGAACCGGCGCGCGAAGUGGAAACGGGUCAAAGCCGGGAACGUCAACAACAAGUCCGGGGAGCCGUCCCGGAACCCCAAGAUAGUCGUCCCCAUCCCGGUGCACGUGAGCCGCUUCGCCAUCCGGAGUCAGCACCAGCAGAUGGAGCAGGCCCGGCCGUAGACCGGACCGGACCGGACCGGACCGGGUCGGACUGAGGCUCGUGCUGACGCGUUUCCUUCGGGUUUCAAUCACCUCUUUGACUUGACCGAAGUAAAGAACCCGGUUUUGUUCCAAGACACGGAACCGGAACCCGGAUCAGAACCCCGUCAUCGAACCGGGUCUGAUCCCGAACCGGACACUGAACUGAUCAAACCUGGUAUUUACAUGAAUAUUUAUGAUUUUUUUUUUUUUUUUGUCGCUUCAGGAACAUUUUCAACAACACUGACAAUAAAUAAAAUCACGGUUUGAUUUAAAAUUAAAAUCCCACGAGUUUCAGACAUUUUAGUUUUUUUUUUUUUUUUUCCAAACUUCAAACUUAAUUAAACUCAGUUUGGAAACGUUUCAAAUCCACCGAACCGAACCUGCCGUCCACUGUAAUUCAACACGAGCUGCGGUGAGUUUUUGCGGAAAGACGCGGAUGAGGACGCGCUGAGGAUGAGGAGGAUGAAGAUGAAGAACCCCCCCCCCCAUGUAAAUAAAUAAACACAC